Messenger RNA from Chara braunii, 1629 nucleotides. The record is from the annotation of a GenBank genome assembly. NCBI's taxonomy places the organism in Eukaryota, Viridiplantae, Streptophyta, Charophyceae, Charales, Characeae.
GAUUAAUAGCUGAGACGAUACUACAGGCCAGGCCACAUCAGCGUUGCUAGUGCUAACGGUACGAUGAAUCUCGUCGCUUUUCUUGCCGCAGGGGCGCUUCGUGUCGGGAGGCUGCGGUGGCGGUGUUUCUUGAUCUUGACGGUCAUUGCCUUGACUUUGCUCGGGGGUGUGCUGGCCGCCGAGGAUGACGAAGACGACGCCAUCGCUAGUUUUCUUCACGCCUCGUCAGGCGAGCGGUACGACUCAGGGAGGCCGGAGAGUCGCCGCGUGGCGCUAGCGAUGGCGAACUCCUCGGGGUUGACGAUUCUGCAGCCGAACCUCGUAACCAGCGCCCUGCAAGUGCUCCAACUUGCACCGGGGCUUAACCUCGACACUCGCAAUGACGGCGAUAGCAACCUUUGGUGCGGGGCCAUCAUUAAGAACAUAGUGUUUCGCUCCUCCCUUCCCACGGACGGAGUGUUUUAUUUUCUCCUUGACGAUGCUUGCGAAGUCAACGGCACGGUAAGGCUUCAGGUCAUGGCUGUGAGGAAGGGUGAUCUGGACCCGUUACGCCAAGGAUUGCAAUCGUUCGCCGAAGAAGAGCUUGUCAGUUAUUGGUGGCGAAACACGACUUUGGGCGGGAUUCGACGCGUUCUGCCCGUCGUGUACCAAUCAGGGAGCGUCAUGACGAAGAUGUCGAGCAUCAAAGGCAUGGAUCUCUCGCCAUCUGGCACGCAUUUAAUGUUGAGCACGGACGUCCUCGGCGAAGAUACGUACUCCAGGGUGACGUUUCUGUCGGUGCCCGACGGUAAUCGGACAUCUUCUUCCCAGCCCGCCGCCAUGUCCGGCACCUUGACGCUGAAUCCCGCCAAAACGCAGGUCUACCUUUCAGACAUUGGGGAGCCUACGCGGGUUCUGGCUGCGCCGGUCGCCGCCGUCGAGAACGCGGUUGCUGGACAAUCAUCAACAUGGACGACCGUCGCAAGCUUUCCGAGCGGGAGCCAACCGAACAUAUCGACGGUUUUUUUCAACCACCAGAGCUUCGCGCCCGACGGGGCUUGCCUAUACUUCGUUGACAGAGCUUACCACAGGAUAUGGUCGAUGCAGGCGACGUCGGGGGAGGUCACGCUGGUCGCGGGCACUGGGGUAGCCGGUGUGAUAAAUGGCGAUGGCGGAAUUGCAACCUUCCGGGGCUUGCGGGACAUCCUCGUCACCCCUGAUGGCUGUAAUCUCUUCGUCUCGGAGAUAGGUGGACGCAUCCGCUGGAUCACGCUUCAGUCACCUUGCGGGCGUGCCAGCAGCGUGGAGACUAUCGCUACGUAUCCCGACGAUGGACUCUGGGGAUUGGCUUUCAAGGACGAAGGGAUGCAUCUGAAACUGUACGCUGGAGGUAACGACGGGUCGCUCUUUGAAGUUGCACUCGUGAAAUCGGCAUUGCAUGUAUGCGGCGGGAGCGCGGGGCCAGGCGGAGGAUCCCCCACCCAGGCCCCCAUCCCAAUUCCAGACCAACCCGUGGCCUCUUCAACUCUUCCCACCGAACCCGCCGUCGUCUCCAAUUCUCCUGUAGACCGCACCCAGUCUAUGCCGCCUCCGGCUCCACAAGUCCCGGAGAGUGAGGCUUUGCGAUAGAACACCAGGCACUGGAGACUC